UAUUGAUGUAUUCACUGCUGUCACAAUUUCCAAGGAAUCGUUCCACCUUAGUCAACAAACAGUAGCCAUGGGCCUUGUCUUUAUUCUCUUGUUUCUUCUCCUUGUUACUACCGUGGAUGCAGAUUGCCAGAAUGGUGUGUUGGCAUGUCUCAGAACGUUCCAAUCUAAUGUAGAAGCCCAUGGGUCAGACAGAACAAAACUUUGCCAAGAUAUUGACCAGUACAUACAGUGUUUUUUUAGUCAAGGAUGUCCUGUAAGUGAAUCCGACAAACAAAAGUUAAUUUACGAACAAAGCGCCCAAGUUGAAAGAUUGAAUUGUCCCUUCAAGUUUAGUGAUCUUAUAUACCGCUACGGGAAUGGAUCAUCUCUUAUAUCCACGAUGGCUCCAACAGAUAAUCAGCUAAAGUGUAAGAAUUUGGUUGAUUUAUGCACUGAAGACUUGAAGCAAAGUAUACAGAGACAUACUGGGAAUUUUAAGCUUCUUUGUGAAGAUAUUGAAAUCUACAUUCAUUGUGCGUUCAAUAAAAACUGCAAAAUAAGUGAGGCUGAAAAGGAUUUGAUUAUUGAAGGUUUUGGCUCUCAAAUAGACUCGUACGGCUGCCCCUUUAAAUGGAAGGAUCUAAUUAAUAGCAAUUAUUAUAACAACAACAAUACUGCAUCUCAAGCAACCUGGAAGUCUGGAUCGCUCAUGAUUGUCCUAUUUGCUGUACUACUAAUGCUCUUAUAAUAAACUUCUUCUAAACGAUAAGGAAAUAAUGGGAAAGAAAUGUUUCUAAAACUAUAUUUUUAUAAUUUAGCUGCUAAACCUGUUUUGAAGCAAUCACAAUGGACUAGAUUAAAUUAAGAGUAAUGAUUUGUAAAAGACAUAAAAUAUGUAGAUAAUAUAAAUUAAUAAAGUUUCUAAAACUA
Molecule: messenger RNA, 909 nt
Organism: Biomphalaria glabrata
Lineage: Eukaryota; Metazoa; Mollusca; Gastropoda; Planorbidae
Exons: 10
Coding region: 68-727 (219 amino acids)
Source: RefSeq, a predicted model, not a curated record